Messenger RNA from Trypanosoma theileri, 1128 nucleotides. Its product is annotated as putative cell cycle sequence binding phosphoprotein (RBP33). The transcript has a single exon. Gene Ontology annotation, cellular component: cytoplasm. The record is from RefSeq and is a predicted model, not a curated record. NCBI's taxonomy places the organism in Eukaryota, Euglenozoa, Kinetoplastea, Trypanosomatida, Trypanosomatidae. Bases 1 to 1128 code for a protein of 375 amino acids.
AUGGAAUCGUCUUUUCAAGAUGUAACCAACGUGGUACCAACGAAGCGUCGCAUUCCUUCACAGCAUAUUAUGCAGAUGUCAGAGGGAACAAAUGUUGCCAUGAUGGAAGAGUUAUCUGAAAAGGUGGAUCAUCUCUCAGAGAAGAUUGAUGCCAUGUAUGAAAUGUUAUUGUCCUUAAUGUCCCAACAUCAACAACAACAACAAGUAUCUACAAUGCCAGCGGCUUCUCCAGUGAUGACACAACUUCAAUCUCGGGAGUUGGAUCCACCUACGCCUGUGAAAGAAGAGCGACAUGUCGCUUCCUUUAUCAACAAUCCCACUCAACAACACCAAGACACUGUGCCAUCCUGUGCAGUUCUAGAGGAUUUUCAGCCGCCUGCGAUAACGGGUACACUAGCUACCGUACCUGCCGCGAAUACAAUCACAACAACAACAAUGAAUAAGGAUGCGGAGUUUAAGAACUAUAAUCAGAAGAAGUCCCCAGUGAAUGGAAUGACAUCCACACCAGGUCGUGUUGCUGAUCUGAAUAACUGGGCAAAGCGUGACUGUUUUAUUUUGAUUGUGGAAUUUAAAUGCCAACGCGUGAAACGAUGUGAAAGUAGUGUCUUUAUUACGCCUGGACAGUACGCUAUUGUGCAGGGUGAUCGAGGACAUGAUUGCGGUGUGGUGAAUCAGUGCAGUGAGUGGAGUGUGGAGAAGGGCUGUUUUGUGCGUGAGGAGAGUUUUGACGGCAAUUUGGUGAACGUGAGUCGUAUGAAAGGUGAACUCGGCCGUGUUCUCCGGGUGGCGACGGAGGAAGAAGUGGAGCGACUCUUCGGUGAAAUUGCCCGCAAUGAGAAUCUUGCGCUGCGAACAUGUCGAGAGAUUGUGGCCCGACUUGGACUGGACAUGGAUGUGGUGGACUGUGAAUAUCAGUUUGAUCAACAGAAGAUCAGUUUUUAUUACGAAGCCUCACGAUCAAUUGACUUUCGUCAUCUCAACAGUGAAUUGUACCGCAUAUUUGGGGUUCGUAUUUGGCUGCAGAAUGUGAAUAAUGCGGUGAAGAAUGUUGUGCCCGCUGGUGCCAUGUCUCGUGAUGAUAAAGUACAGUACCAGAAGAGUGGUCUGCGUCCACCAACCUUUAGAUAG